AUAUCGAUCUAUUUGCCGGUAGAUGCCAGUCAUACACUGUAUAACUCCAUAUAUCCAUAUUUCCUCGAUCUCGAUCAAUAUUCGCUUUCUCGCACUCUCUUCCCCGAUCAGGCGCUCACUUCCGCCAUUCCAGAGUGUUCGAGGCCAGAUAUCAAUCCUGUUUAGUAAUAAUUCUUUCACGCAGACGACACUCUCAAGAUCCCAGCCAUUAUUUUUCUUAGGUUUCUUAGAUUUCUUGGACAACACGGCUGCCUGAAGUUUCUUUAGAGUUUAUCAUAAUCUUGCCAAGAGUUUUCCGUUUGGGAGGGAAAUGCCAGUAUCGGAUUGGUCGACGUGGACACUGGCGUCAUGGGCUGCGGUCUGAGCCAACUGAAUCGCGUCCACCGGAUUAAGGUUCUGGAUACAGCCAGCCGGGUCAACGGGGAAACGACGGCCCCGGUGGCUGGCUCAACGGAGGCCGCCAGUAUGCCGGUCAAUGGUCGGCGGAAAAUUGUUAGUCCAACUACCGCCGCUGCCCCACCGGCGCCCCUCGUCCGUCCUCGUAUCCCGCGCAUCCGUGCGGCCCUUCAUUCCCAGCACAACGCAGCGCACAAAGCCCCGCCCCCCUCCGCCACACCGUCUGCCGCGGCCGCCCUCUUCCCGGGGCUGACCGCGACAUCCAGUACCCCACCGGAUCCGGCACUGACCGCCCCGUUGGGCGCACUGGACGCCGGCGAGACAGUAGCGCGUCGAAGCAGCCUGGAGACGACGGUAAUCGUGCCGGUGGUGGUUGGAAAGCCGGGCGCCGGAAAAGACGUUUACGUGUCGCGGGUGUCGGUCAAGAGCUUCAGUGAUCAGGAUUCCGGGUAUAAGGAUGAUGCUGAGAGCUCCGCACCCGAAUAUACUAGUGACAGCGAUAUGGAGGCGGCCAGCCGGCACCGCAGCCGCCCGCGUCUGCCGCCGGACAUCAUCGUCAAACCGCAAAACGAUGACCUUUCCGGUGACCUCGGGGAAGGAGAAGAGGACGACGAAAACGUGUUCGACGACAGCGAACUGACCGCGCCGGUCCUCUGCCAGAGUUGCGGCUACUCGCACGCCAAACAGGACGGCUACGUGGAGACGUACGACGACGGUUUCGUCGACUCCUCCUACGAGGAACUGCGCAGUCUGACCGCCCACGAGGGCUCGGUGUUCAGUCUGGACAUUUUGUGCCAUAACACCAUGGACGGGGCGCAUCGGCCGCAGAAGAUCCCGCUGUUCGUCCACCGGCCGGUGGCGCCCGCCCCGGAGUUCCGGCAGCGGGAGUAUGCCGAGGAGAAGGCCGGGAAGCAUGCUCAUCAUCACAGCUCGCAAACCGCUCACCACGACACCUACCAUCUAUUCCAGCGCUCCAGCUCAAUCUCCCACAAUAUGGCCGCUCUCACCGGCGGCAUCAGCAACCACACCGCCUCCGGAGGACACAGUCACGGGCACACCAGCGGCGGACGAACCCGGCGAUAUCUGCACAGCACCAGCAGCAACGGCAGCGCCGGCACGCCCUGUGGCGCCGCCCCGAUCUACCCCUACACCAACACCGUCCCCUAUAUGAACCACCCGCGCACCACCACCGGGACGGGCACCGGAACGACGGCCGCCGGGAUCUACAGCCUGUACGCCGGACUCAACAUCCCCGACAGCGGACGCCGGGGCGGCGCCACCGUCGCGCCACCCACCGAGACAACGGUCAAGAAAAAGACGCCGGUGUACAGCGCGGGAUAUCACGAGAUCAACGAAGACGAGAUCAAGAGCCUGCAUGAUGUCAAUUAACGCAGGGGUCACCAAAAGGUAUGCAUAUAUAUAUAUAUAUAUAUAUGCAUAUAUAUUCUGACGAAAAGGUCACCAAAAGAUUUUCGUAUAUAUCCUGAUGAAAAGGCCACCAAAAGGUCAUGCAUUAUUCUGAUACAAAACGGUGGCCGGUUUUUGCGUUAUAAUGACGUAAAGGUCACGCUUGGCUGGUUACGCGGGACUCAGGAAAGUAAUUUGUUGCAUCGCUGCGCCUUUAACAGUUUUAUUGGAAGUUUAUGCUUAUGUUCGCUUCGAUAUUCCUGCCUGCUAGAAAUUCCGUCAAGAAGUUGAUGUUAAUUUAUUUUAAUUUAAAAAAAAGUUUAUUGUAGAGAAUUUUUUCAAAUCCGAUGCCACGAUGGAGUUGCUGUACAGUUUCUUUCUUCUCGGUAUUGACAAAUGUGUGCUCAUUUAAUUGUUUGCUUAAAUCCUUGACGAAUUUCGUUAAGUAAUACUGGUUGGUGGAUAAUAGUCCUUAUCUAAAAUAUUUGCAUGCGCGCGAUACGGUUCUGAUUCGUUGUAUUUCUCUCAAGUUCUUGCCAUUAAAGUGUAAA
Paramacrobiotus metropolitanus is the source of this 2354-nucleotide messenger RNA. RefSeq lists its product as uncharacterized. Lineage: Eukaryota; Metazoa; Tardigrada; Eutardigrada; Parachela; Macrobiotidae. Bases 349 to 1785 code for a protein of 478 amino acids. The transcript is spliced from 4 exons. The record is from RefSeq and is a predicted model, not a curated record.